Octodon degus (degu) is the source of this 633-nucleotide messenger RNA. RefSeq names its product otospiralin (gene Otos). Gene Ontology annotation, biological process: sensory perception of sound. Lineage: Eukaryota; Metazoa; Chordata; Mammalia; Rodentia; Octodontidae. The record is from RefSeq and is a predicted model, not a curated record. The coding region runs from base 191 to 457 and encodes 88 amino acids. The transcript has 4 exons.
ACACUUCCUUCCUGGCCUUCUAUAAAGAGCAGUCCUAGUGCUGGCAGAGACACCCUCUCCUGCACGGCUGGGCUGAGUGACUGUGGCAGCCACUCUGGAGAGUGAGGCCUGUGCCCAGGGUGGACGGCACAGCGAGUGUGAAUCUCCUACGGCAUCAGAAGUGGACCUAAAGGUGCUGCGCCCAAGGAAGAUGCAGUCCUGUAUGGUGCCAGGGCUGGCCCUGUGCCUCCUGCUGGGCCUGCUCACAGGGGCCAAGCCAGUGCAGGAGUAUGACCCCUAUGCCGAGCUGCCUGCCAUGCCCUACUGGCCCUUCUCCACCUCUGACUUCUGGAACUACGUGCAGUACCUGCAGACGCAGGGUGCCUACCCUCAGGUGGAGGACCUGGCCCGCACCUUCUUUGCACACUUUCCCCUGGGGAGCACCCUCGGCUUCCAUGUCCCCUACCAGGAGGACUGAGUGGCACUGGCUGCGCCUCAGGGCAGGUCUGGAAUUGCCAGGGCCACCCACCUGUAGAGGGCUGGCCUUGUGCCCAGUGAACCCCAGCAGACCUGUGUGUUUCUUUCAAAAACAGCUGCCCCCUACUACUUCACUCCAAUAAAUGUGUGCAGUUUCAGCCCAUGGGGCAUCCACAC